AUGCCGGACACAGAACAGACGUCUGAAGCUGCGGCAAGCGGAUCGAGCAUCAGUGAAUCAGCCGCCAGGAUGGAAGCCGUCAGAACAGGAGCCCGGCCGAAAACGUCCAAGCCGGCAUCGACAAAAGUCGGGGCGAGGCGACAGAAGAAACGGACGAAAGAGGCGGCUCCACGUCCCGCUGAACCGCCAUCGAAGCCGGACGACUCGGACCAAGAGGCAACGCGAGGACGGACUCGACACCGAGAACGCCGUGGCAGAAGUGAUUCGAAACAGGAGAGCGCGAGGCGGGACACAGCGGCCAGUAGUGGCGGUGGAGACAAAGGGGAGACGGGAGACGGGGAGGGGACGGUGCCGGUUCCGCAGGGAGGGUUCGAUUCCGUGGCGAGGAAUCUAGAGGCCAAGUUGACUGCCAUCUGUGAGAAACACGAACAGGAUAAGAGGGAGUUUGACAUGCGGCCAGGGCUGGCAUGGUUUGUUCGAGCAGCCGUGGAGGGGAAUACGCUAGAAGGUCCAGAUUUUGCUGUACAAUUUGGUAGCUUGUACGAAGCCGUGAUGUCAUAUCUAGACGCCCUGUCCCGGCUGGACGCCUUGUACAGUGUUGCGGAAAAACUGGAAGCAACCGAGAAACGCGUGCGCCAAUCAGCAGGUCCCAGAGAAGACUCAGAUGCUGACGCCACAAACAGAGAUGAUGAAGGGGGAGCAGAAGGGGCUGUCCUGGACACGCCACUAGGAAUUACCGCCCAAAGGAUUCGGCAGAAAAUAAAGGAAACAGAGUCACGUGUCUUGACGCUGACGAGGGCCAUCACAACGGUGCGAUCCCAUAUAGUCAUUGCCUACCAUGCGCCUCCGCCACCGAGUUUUGUUUUCCCACGUGGAAUAGCACCGCCAGAGCUGCUGACAUCGGAGGGAGUCACUGAUGUGACAGAGCUUGACAUCGCAGCGUUUCCAAAUCUUGUCGCCGCGUUGCAACUUGUCAGACGCCAGCUCAGUGAGUGGAAACAGUCAUUCAAAGAGAUAAGGUGUCGUCUCUUGACGAACUGGUGGGUUGUUCCUGACGACCUCAACGAGGCACUGCGGGAGCGAUCGCUGACGAAACUAGUGUUCGACCUCGCAGCCGCGAAUACCAUAAGGAACUUCUUAGAGAAGCAGCGCGAUAUCUGGAAGCUGCAGGAUCGAGCGCGUGUUGAGGCAGAUGCGCAGAGAAGGAAACAAUAUGAGGAAGCAUCGGACCUCCUCGAUAUCAUGAUCGAGGAAGAGAGACAGGCUAUAUUCGACUGCAUUGAUCAGUAUGGACUACGCCUUUGGCAGUCGGCAAGGGCACGCGUGAAGCAUGGCAAGGGUCCCUGGAUGUCUCCUCCAAAUCACGGGCACUGCCCCGAAAUACGCGCCAUCCUGGAGGCGCCGGACCGACCGAGUGCAGGCAGUUCCGAGUAAGACGUCGCCGCCGCCAACUGUUAUUUCUCCUGGAUCUUGGAGUCAGUGCCAAAACGACGGCGUCCCUGGCUGUUUACCCCAUGCGCAGGAGGUGGGAAACCAAGACGUCCAGAUACUCAGAUCAGUGUGUAGGAAUGCAAACCGCAUUGAAACCGUGUUGGGAAACUUCUGAAUCAAGGCACGCUGUAGAGUCGACAAAAAACAACUCAGGUCGCAUAUGACAUGGGGUCCGUCGCGCAGUUGCGGCGCACAGAACUGGCAACAUGGGAGGUGCAGGCGAGAUACAAAAACCCCUUUAGUGCGGCUUAUGUGAUUUUACAGCCACGUGUUUGCUUACCACGCAAGUUCCGCUGCCGUUCGUCGCAGUGCGGACCACUAGGCGUUUCUUGAUUUUUUCGCCAUAGACCGUGGCUCACUCGAGCGGUGAUGAUGGAAAAUGAAAUGCCACCGUGGACUUUUGUGCAUGCCUGUGGCUGGUAUUGGAGGCCUCAGAAGUCCCCAAUUCACUCGGUGGGGGUAGGGAUCGCAGCGCCGGCGCGGAACCUGUGGAACACCAUGGGGAGGGUGAUGUACAGAACACGCAGGAGUGAACAACGGAGUAAAAAGAAACAGAUGCAAGUAAAGGACGGGGAAUAUAAUGAGAUUGGAAGGGGGGGCCAACGGCAAGCGAGACGAAACGGCGAGACAAGACGCAGUUGAAUGGUCAGACGGAUAGACACAGGGGACUGAUGGUACAGAUCUGUCGAACUUCGAGCUGGGCUUUUUGCCCGGGACAGGAGCAGCAAAUCCCGGGCUCGAAUACGCAACCACCCAAAUGUGGCAUGCAGCACCAAGGAAGCAAUCAAGUCGUCUUUCUUUCGUGAAUCGCGAGCGGACAGCAUGUAGCUCCCGGGGAGGCUCAACAGAGCCGUGAAGGGAUCGGAUGUCGUAACGUGGUCUGGAAAAAGGCGGUGACAGUAUGGCACAUGGUGCCGCAACGGCAGGCAACGGAGAGUCAGUGCCUCUCCACGGGGGCUUGGGAUGUGACGCAGACCGAUCGCCGCCAGGUGCCGACGAAUGUGGGCCGCUGGGAAUGUUGUGGGUUUCUGUUCGCGCUCGUUGCGGAUUCUCCCGGAGGUCGGUUGCCUGUCUGUCCCCAUUCCCUCUACCGGCGUUGGCUCUUUGUAAGGGCCAGUCGUACUCUGCUCAUGCUCCGGUGCUCGGUCGAGUGGCGCGACCGUCGCAGCCUGUGGGGUUUAGGCGUUGUCACAUGUGCGUCUGCUUUGUUCAGUGCCUUCUCACAGCGCGACCAAGACGACACACAGGCUCGCAGCGUUAGAGGACGGCAUGGUGGCCCGGGCACUCGGCGCUGGCGACGGACGUGGCGACCAUCAUUUUUGGCCGUUGGCAGCCUGAGACGGCGUCUGCUCGGAGUCCCUAGUUCGGCAGGGCAGGAACGCGACAUGAGGACGUGCUCCCUGUACGCUGGUUGAGUUCGCAUGAGUGGUACGCGAAAACGCGCCGCUGCAUUUCGCCACGAAACGCGGCCGAACAGGAGAGCCAGGGAGAUUGGCGAGAGAAUCAGAAACGGACGGGGGGAUGUGGCUUCGGCGAUUCUUGGUCUGCAGCUGUGACGGAGAUUGGAUCCACGGAAUGUAGUCCUAGAUAGCGUCAACGGCAGGUUACAAGCCAGCAGGGGAGCAAUGAGGUCAUGGAGACACUAGACCGACGCUGCAGACGUGACACUCCUGUGCGUGCGUCGUCUUCCAAAGUGUAGUGUUUUUACGAUCGUGUGCCCCAAACAAGAUAACGAGUGGCACAAGCUGAGUGGUCAAUCAAGAGUGGAGGAUACGGAGAUGUGGGAGCGCAGCUUCACUACAACCCACGUGAAAAAUCAACACCAGCGCCCUCCGACUGCCACCAGUCAACGAGUCCAGGGUAUCAUCCCUCGAGUUUGCAGCCGAGCGAGCCCGACCUCGACAUGGGCGAGUAUGUGGAUUUCCGCUUCCGUACGAAAAAAGGAAAGCACGUAUCGACCAGGAGACAGUGCUUGCUUUCUGUGCCCGUGCUGGGUCGCUCAUGUACGAAAGAAACAAAAGCAGUGGGCGGAUGAGGGGAAGUUCAGCGGUGAAAGGAAACGACGUCCAGUGUGCAUCGAGAAGCGCAUUCUGUGUGCUGAAGCGAAAUUACAGAUGUGUGGAAUAUGCGCAACUCCUUGAUUUGGCAGCUCCAAUUUUUCCGUGGAAAUGCGCACUACGGAAGGAAGAGUCAGAUGGACUGCAUGUGGGCUAUUGGGCAGAUGCUACAUGCGUCCAGAGAUAACUGUGUCCAAAGGCUUAGUUGUUCUCGAAGAGGUGAGUGUGGCGAAUCUGGUGCCACAGUAAGCGGAGAGUCCCGUUGUCGAAGGAGUGAAAGACGCAGGUACGGAUUCGUGCCGGGGGGUUCGUUCGUUGAUAGAGUUGAACGGUGCAUGCGUUCUCCUGAUCAAGAGAUCAGAGCAGUCAUUUUGAAGCGUUUGGAGGACCACGUCGCUAAAGAGUGAGUGUUGAGUUGCGGGUCCUGAAGAACGCUGGCCGUGCCGAAGGCACAGGUACGCAUGCAACACGGUUGGCGGUAGGCCGCUAAUCGAUGAACACCGACAAUCCAGAACAACAAAUUAAGAAGAUGCCUUUUAAAGCCCAAGUGAGCCCACCGGGAGUUCAGUUUCUACUUUUUCUUGAGGCACAUGUCAAUGUGUCUCAGGGGAGUGUUUUCGGCAAACAGACUGACGGUUUAGGGAACGGGUACAUGUUGUCACGUAUUCAUGCACUCUUGCUACAUCGUCAAACUACAGCGAGGCAGGGGACGCCUGUCGGCCGCUCUACAUGAUAGAAUGCCCUGUCCUUGUUCUUGGUUCCUGCAUGAAGUACUCGGCAGUUUUUCUGAACCAACUGACUCCUGGCAUUGUCCUUGUUGAGAUUGCCGACAUGUUGGCCUGAAGGCGUGACCAUUUCAGGCUUACA
Toxoplasma gondii ME49 is the source of this 4415-nucleotide messenger RNA. RefSeq lists its product as hypothetical. NCBI's taxonomy places the organism in Eukaryota, Apicomplexa, Conoidasida, Eucoccidiorida, Sarcocystidae. The coding region runs from base 1 to 1434 and encodes 477 amino acids. The transcript has a single exon. The record is from RefSeq and is a predicted model, not a curated record.